AUGUCGACAUCGCAUACCCCUAGUUCUCCCAGCACCAACUCCACUCAAGGUCUAGAAACACCACCCUCACCCCAAUCCUCCCGCUACCGUCAAUUCAUCGACGACAUAUCCAUAAAUCGCAAUGCAUAUAUCCUCACCAUCAUCGCCUCAUUUGGCGGAAUGUUCUUCGGUUGGGACACCGGACUCAUCGGCGGAAUUCUCACCAUGACCUCCUUUCAAGAAUCCUUUGGUCUCGAUCCCGAAUCCUCUACUUAUACCAAUCUAUCCGGAAAUAUCGUGGCAAUUCUGCAAGGUGGAUGUUUCUUCGGCGCCAUGUCUAGUUUCUAUAUUAGUGAUGUGUUUGGACGUAAAAAGGCGUUGUUGGUGGCGGAUUUCUUCUUCUUGGUCGGGAGUAUUAUACAGACUACGAGUGGGAUUGGUACGAAGAGUCUGGGUCAACUUUAUGUGGGUAGGUUUAUUGGAGGGUUUGGGGUGGGGUUGGUGAGUGCGGUUGUGCCGACGUAUAUUGGGGAGAAUGCGAGUAAGGAGAUUAGGGGGAGGUGUGUGGGGUGUAUGCAAUUGUUUAAUGUAACAGGUAUAAUGCUCGCCUACUUUAUAAACUACGGCAUCGAGAAAGACAUGGUCGGCAACAACCCCCUCAAAUGGCGUAUCCCAUUCGCCCUGCAAAUGCUCCCCGGCCUCUUCCUCGGCCUCGGACUAUUUUUCCAAAACGAAAGUCCCCGCUGGCUUAUAGAAAAAGACCGUCACGAAGAAGCUCUCCUAGCCCUCUCCCACGUGCGUCGUCGCUCCCCCACAGAUCCCCUCAUCCAACGCGAGUACCACGAAAUUAUUGCCGAUUUCCACGGCAAGGAAAAGUUGACUCUGCUCCGACAGAUGAAACUUACAGUUUCCAACAAAGCUUCGCUUUAUGCGGUGAGUAUGGCUGCUACAUUGCAAUUCUGGCAGCAGUGGACGGGAACAAAUAGCAUCAAUUAUUAUUCCCCACAAAUCUUCAACACGGUGGGUCUUAAGGGUACAUCUGCCGGACUUUUCGCAACGGGUAUUUAUGGCGUGGUGAAAGUGUGUAUUACGGCGUUGGGACUUAUGUUUGCGACGGAACAGGUGGGGAGGAAAUGGUGUUUGAUUAUCGGGGGAAUGGGACAAGCUUUCGCUAUGUUCUAUAUCGGCGUUAACCAAGCUGUUAAUCCCCCUGUCGACGGAGCACCUUUGAAUGGAAAUUCCAUCUUCGCAAUAAUUUGCGUCUAUCUAUUCGUAGUAUUCUAUUCCUUUGGCUGGGGACCCAUCCCCUUUGUCCUCAGCUCCGAAUGUUCACCCAAUCACCUACGCAGUUUCAGCAUGGCGCUAGCCAUUGCCGUCCAAUGGCUCUUCAAUUUUGUUAUCUCGAAGAUUACGCCGUUUCUGCUGAGUGGGAUUACGUAUGGGACGUUCCUGCUGUUUGGGAGUUGUUGUGUGCUGAUGACGAUUUAUGCGGUGGUUUGUGUGCCGGAGACGAUGAAUGUUCCGUUGGAGAGAAUUCAUGAACUUUUUGAGGGGCAGGUUAUCAAAGGCGCGUUUAGGGAUACAAUGCCGAGAUAUAGGAGGUCGAAUUUGUUAAGGGAGAUGAGGAGGGAUGGGGAGGAGGAGGAGGUGGGGUUGGGGAAGGGGAAGGGGGAUGCGGAGAAUGGGGUGGGUGUGCAUGUUGAGAGGGUUUAA
Sclerotinia borealis F-4128 is the source of this 1692-nucleotide messenger RNA. NCBI's taxonomy places the organism in Eukaryota, Fungi, Ascomycota, Leotiomycetes, Helotiales, Sclerotiniaceae. The record is from the annotation of a GenBank genome assembly.